AUGAGCAUGACAGACGACCCAGACACAGACGUAGCCAACGUCCCGGGUUCAGCUACCGCUUCUGUGGUGCCCAAUGUCACCUGCUCAAAACCACUCCCCAUCGCAACUGAAUCGGUUCCUGCCGUCACUGCCGUCAUGGGAAACUCUGCCGCCAACACCUCAUCUCUGUCAACCAGAGAUACAGAUGUUAUUCCAAACAUUUCUCAACCUAUAGACUCCGCCGCACCGUCUUUUCUUACCCUUCCUGCGGAGAUUCGAAACUUAGUUUACAAACAGCUCUUCGAGUUCGACGGUUUCAUUGACCAUGACUGUUCGUGGAACCCCGAACACAUUAUGCGUUCAACAAUCGUCCCAGGCACUGCAUUCCUGUCAACGUGCCACCAGAUCAAUUUCGAAGCUGCAGGAAUCCUCUACUCUCAGAACAGUUUUCGGGUCGUUCAAAGCGACUGCCUUGAAUAUCCAAUACAAACAGCAGGGGACUGGUUGAAGUCUAUCGGGCGCCAAGCAGGGUUUGUGAGAAAGUUUCUUGUUGAGAUCGAAGUUGAUAUCCAUUAUGGAAUGCCCAACGGAUAUGAAGUAUGCGCGAAUGUAUUGCCUAUCUUACUCCAUCUUUGGCAGCAUACUGGUCUCAAAUUAGAAUUGUCACUCACAGCUCCGGUGGGGAUCUCACAUGCGACAUUACGGGACAUCGAGGUUGGUACAAGCAAACUGAACAAGGUGUUCACCUGUUUGACAUACAGCGACGUCCUUGGCAUCUCGAGAUACAAACGAUUUCCACACAUACUUAGUAGUAUCAACAUUGUGCUUAACUCCACAGGGCGUUAUGGCGCUGUUCACUUCAAGCCUACCGGGAACAGAACGGAUUGCACUUUUCCUAGAAUUGACUUCGGCAUCAGCGAUAGCGGCGAAGUUCAAGGAAUACAUCACUCUAGCAACCCGAAAACUUUCGAGGGAAUCAUGGCUAGCAGUCACAUCCGGGAGUGCCUCAUGGAGCAGAUAGCACCACCAAUAAGAGAGAUCACCCUCGACCUUACCAAUCGAGGUGUCAGCCCACAAAUUCCGGCUAUUUUCAUGGUCAACAGAGACACACGUUCUGAACUCACCGACUCCCACUGCCCACGCACCAUCCGAGCAAGCAUGAUCACCAAAAGGCUGAAGACUUCAUUUACCAGCGAAUUAUCGACUCUUGACUCUUGGUACAGAGUAAUAGUACCUGGGAAUAAAUCCUGGUGUAAGGCUCCGACGGCGUUCACCUUGAAGUUUGACCUAACUAAAUCAUUACCAUUGGACGAGGUUCGCUUCGACGCCACAAGCAUUGCCUGGGCAACACUUGACUAUGCUUGGAACACCAGCGUAGACAUCGAGCUUGCCUCAUCGGAUGGUCAGAUGUUACGGAAUCUUCGCUAUACAAUGACGCUCAAAGAUAUGCGACGCAGUAUCGUAGUCGCCUUUCAUCGCAUUCUAGAGUUGUAUCCCCAAUACGAGAAUCUCCCACCUCCCGUCGUAUGGAUGGAUGGAAGAGGCGAUGUUCGAGAGGCAGAUUACGACUCGAAAGCUGGCAAGUCACCCAUUUGGACCAACCAUGAAAGCAACAUCAAUGACUCGGUCAUUGAAAAUCGGGUUGAGCAGGCCCGCUCAUACUUAUCUGAACAUGAUGACCUCGAACCGCAUGAUGACACUUCCCUGAUUGGUCGUCUUGCUCACUUGCUUUACUUGGAGUACUACGGAAAAUGAAGUCGACUGUCAUGUUUGGGAGGGGACGUAGCUUACGAUCACCGACACUGUUCAUCACUCUUGAAGGGUUUGACCGUUUCAUGCAUCCCAACCUCUUUCCAUUUCUGCAAGAAGCGCCAC
This is a messenger RNA of Dothidotthia symphoricarpi CBS 119687, 1854 nucleotides long. RefSeq lists its product as uncharacterized. The transcript has a single exon. The record is from RefSeq and is a predicted model, not a curated record. Lineage: Eukaryota; Fungi; Ascomycota; Dothideomycetes; Pleosporales; Dothidotthiaceae. Bases 1 to 1734 code for a protein of 577 amino acids.